CCGCCCGCCCUCCGCCCGCCGCGGCCCCGCGGCGCGGGCCCGCCGCAGCGCAGCCGCUCUGAGUGACUCUUGAUGGAAGAGCACGGGGUGAGCCAGGCAGAGCACAUGGCCACCAUCGAGGCGCACGCCGUGGCGCAGCAGGUGCAGCAGGUGCACGUGGCCACCUACACGGAGCACAGCAUGCUGAGCGCCGACGAGGACUCGCCCUCCUCGCCCGAGGACACCUCCUACGACGACUCCGACAUCCUCAACUCCACGGCGGCCGACGAGGUCACCGCGCACCUGGCGGCCGCAGGCCCUGUGGGGAUGGCAGCGGCUGCUGCCGUGGCCACGGGGAAGAAGCGGAAGCGGCCGCACGUGUUCGAGUCCAACCCCUCCAUCCGCAAGCGGCAGCAGACGCGAUUGCUCAGGAAGCUGAGGGCCACGCUGGAUGAGUACACCACCAGAGUGGGGCAGCAGGCCAUCGUGCUGUGCAUCUCACCCUCCAAACCCAACCCUGUCUUCAAAGUGUUCGGUGCUGCACCCCUGGAGAACGUGGUGCGCAAGUACAAGAGCACCAUCCUGGAGGACCUGGAGUCGGCGCUGGCCGAGCACGCCCCGGCCCCCCAGGAGGUGAACUCAGAGCUGCCCCCCCUCACCAUCGAUGGCAUCCCCGUCUCCGUGGACAAAAUGACCCAGGCACAGCUGAGAGCCUUCAUCCCCGAGAUGCUGAAGUACUCCACGGGUCGUGGGAAGCCAGGCUGGGGCAAGGAGAGCUGCAAGCCCAUCUGGUGGCCCGAGGACAUCCCGUGGGCCAACGUGCGCAGCGACGUGCGCACCGAGGAGCAGAAGCAGCGGGUGUCCUGGACCCAGGCCCUGCGCACCAUCGUCAAGAACUGCUACAAGCAGCACGGCCGCGAGGACCUGCUCUACGCCUUCGAGGACCAGCAGACGCCGCAGACCACGACCACGCACAGCAUCGCCCACCUGGUGCCCUCCCAGACCGUGGUGCAAACCUUCAGCAACCCCGACGGCACCGUGUCCCUCAUCCAGGUUGGCACGGGGGCCACGGUGGCCACGCUGGCCGACGCCUCCGAGCUGCCCACCACGGUCACGGUGGCACAGGUGAAUUAUUCUGCGGUGGCUGACGGAGAGGUGGAGCAGAACUGGGCCACGCUGCAGGGAGGGGAGAUGACCAUCCAGACGACGCAGGCCUCGGAGGCCACGCAGGCGGUGGCAUCGCUGGCCGAGGCGGCGGUGGCGGCGUCGCAGGAGAUGCAGCAGGGAGCCACUGUCACCAUGGCACUCAACAGUGAAGCCGCUGCCCACGCCGUCGCCACGCUGGCCGAGGCCACCCUUCAGGGAGGGGGACAGAUUGUCCUGUCUGGGGAAACUGCAGCAGCAGUGGGAGCGCUCACAGGAGUCCAGGAUGCCAAUGGGCUGGUGCAGAUCCCGGUGAGCAUGUACCAGACGGUGGUGACCAGCCUGGCGCAGGGGAACGGCCCGGUGCAGGUGGCCAUGGCGCCGGUGACCACGCGCAUCGCCGACACGGCCGUCACCAUGGACGGCCAGGCCGUGGAGGUGGUGACCCUGGACCAGUGACCCCGGAGCAGCCCCCGGCCCUGCCCAGCCUCCUCCUCUGCAGAAUUUUUACGCCUCUCCAGAGAUGCAAUCAGGUGGCAUUUUGAGUCUCUCGGCUUUGGAAGAAAAACUUUUUUUUUUUAUUUUAUUUUUAAAUUUUUUUCCUCUUUUUUUUUUUUUUAAAUCGAGAAAACUAGGAAAAAAAAAAACACAAAAAAACCAACCAAAUCCUGGCAGAGGAUGUGUGUAAAGUGCAUUUUUCUAGCGCCACUCUGCUCUCGGAGGAAGCCAAAUUGUGACGGGACUUUGAUUCUGAGGAGGUUGGAAAGAAAAGGAAAAUCAAAAUAAAGCGACCCUUGAUGCCCCGUUUUCCCCCACGUGGGAUCGAGCAGGAGGAGGCUGGGGGGCAGCACGGACACCCUCGGCCAGCACCGACCUCGACAGCAAAUUAGGUAUCAAAGAUUUUAAUAUGGACUUUUAUAUUCCGAAAAACCCACCCUGGAUACACAAACAAAACAGAAAAAAAAAAACCAACAAAAAAAACCCAACAAACCACAAAAGGAAAAAAACAACAAAAAAAAAAAAGCUUGGGGAAAAAAAUAAAAAAAAAAAAAGACUCCUGGGAAGGAAGAAAAAAAAAAAAUUAAAAAAAAUGAAAUGCAUGUGUGACUGCAGGGGGGUGGAUGAGACCUCCCUUGGGAUGGAUGAUGCUCUUCCAGGAGCCUGCCGCAGGAUCCGCGCCCGCUGGGCUCCCUUGGUGCACACUGGAGACCCGUUCCUACUUCUCUGCUCUCGUACCUGCCAUUUUACAUCCUCGGGGUUGUUUUGUUUUUUUUUUUUUCCUUUAUUAUUAUUAUUAUUGUUGAUGUUGUUGUUAUUGUUAUUAUUAUUUCGUGGCUCUAGACUGGAGCGGAAGCGCCUCUCAAGGGGCUCUGGCUGUGUCCCCCCCUUUUCUCCCACCACAUUCCCGGGAUUUCCCUCCAAAGGAGCCGCCUGGGGCUCGCCCCAUUCCCAGCCCCUCCUCUGCCCUGCAGAUCCCACAGGAAAAGCUUUGCCUGAGGGGGCUGCGAGCGAGACCCUUCCCUUUGGGGGCCCCUCUGCCUCUCCCAGCACGGUUUCAACCCCAAAAUCCUUCCCAGGAGGGUUCCAAAAGCCUUUGGGGUGGGCUGGGGGUGUUUUUGGGGGGCAGAUUUUACUCAGCAUCCCCAUGGGCCAAACCCUGGUGCCCAACCAAGCCCCUUCCCCCCCCCUGCAAGCACUUCCCGUGGGAUUUCAUUUUUGGGGUUAUUUUGGGGGGUUUUUUAUUCUCAUUUCCACGUGGCCGUUCAAGUUCUCCACGCCUCGCUCUGCCUUCGAGGGAGUUUUCAGAUUCUUGUAUUUACUUGUUUUAUAUGGGGGAAAAAAAACAAAAACCCACAAAAAACAAACCUAUCCAAUGUUCUUUGUAUACAGUUCUUGGGUCCUUUUUCCGAGGGGAGGGAGAUCUUUCCAUAGAGACAGUCCUGGUUCUCCAAUCCAUGACGUUUUUUGGGUUUGGUUCUUUUUCUAAUGAUUAUUUUUUUAUCGUCGUUGUGAAGAUGUCGGUGGCUUUCCAAGUCAGUGUUUCUUUGGCGAUGAAAUGAGGUUCUUUUAGUCCUCCCACCCCCCCCAAAAAUAAAAAGACAAAAACCAGGCAAAUAGCAGAGCAUGGACCCCCCCCUUGUUUUCCCAGUGUCUAUUAUUGCCUCAUUCAAUAAAUUGUUAC
Messenger RNA from Zonotrichia leucophrys gambelii, 3304 nucleotides. RefSeq names its product nuclear respiratory factor 1 (gene NRF1). Gene Ontology annotation, molecular function: RNA polymerase II cis-regulatory region sequence-specific DNA binding; DNA-binding transcription factor activity, RNA polymerase II-specific. Bases 73 to 1581 code for a protein of 502 amino acids. Gene Ontology annotation, biological process: regulation of transcription by RNA polymerase II. Gene Ontology annotation, cellular component: nucleus. The record is from RefSeq and is a predicted model, not a curated record. Lineage: Eukaryota; Metazoa; Chordata; Aves; Passeriformes; Passerellidae. The transcript is spliced from 11 exons.